CCUGCGAAUUUGGGAUUCAAUUGGGAGGGACCGCUUACCCUGGGGAAAUGGAUUCUGUACCACGGCUGACCAGCGUUUUCACUUUGCUGUUCUCCGGCUUGUGGCAUUUAGGAUUAACAGCGACAAAUUACAACUGUGAUGACCCGUUAGCAUCCCUGCUCUCUCCAAUGGCUUUUUCCAGUUCCUCAGACCUCACUGGUACUCACAGCCCUGCUCAACUCAAUCGAAGAGUGGGAACUGGCGGUUGGUCCCCAGCAGAUUCCAAUGCUCAGCAGUGGCUCCAGAUGGACCUGGGAAACAGAGUGGAGAUUACAGCAGUGGCCACGCAGGGAAGAUACGGAAGCUCUGACUGGGUGACGAGUUACAGCCUGAUGUUUAGUGACACAGGACGCAACUGGAAACAGUACAAGCAAGAAGACAGCAUCUGGACCUUCGCAGGAAACAUGAAUGCAGACAGCGUGAUGCACCACAAGUUACUGCACUCAGUGAGAGCCCGGUUUGUUCGCUUUGUGCCUCUGGAGUGGAAUCCAAGUGGAAAGAUUGGCAUGAGGGUUGAGGUCUAUGGAUGCUCCUAUAAAUCGGACGUCGCUGACUUUGAUGGCCGAAGCUCCCUUCUGUACAGGUUCAAUCAGAAGCUGAUGAGUACUCUCAAAGAUGUCAUUUCUCUGAAGUUCAAGAGCAUGCAAGGAGAUGGAGUCCUGUUCCAUGGAGAAGGUCAACGUGGAGACCACAUCACCCUGGAGCUCCAGAAGGGGAGGCUUGCCCUGCACCUCAACUUGGAUGACAGCAAACUUCGACUCAGCAGCAGCCCACCCUCGGCCACCCUGGGCAGCCUGCUGGAUGACCAGCACUGGCACUCGGUCCUCAUCGAGCGGGUUGGCAAGCAGGUGAACUUCACCGUGGACAAACACACACAGCACUUCCGGACCAAGGGCGAGGCAGAUGCCUUAGACAUCGACUAUGAGCUUAGUUUUGGAGGAAUUCCAGUACCAGGCAAACCUGGGACCUUUUUAAAGAAAAACUUCCAUGGAUGUAUUGAAAACCUUUACUACAAUGGAGUAAACAUAAUUGAUCUGGCUAAAAGACGAAAACAUCAGAUCUACACCGUGGGCAAUGUCACUUUUUCCUGCUCCGAACCACAAAUUGUUCCCAUCACAUUUGUCAACUCCAGCAGCAGUUAUUUGCUGCUGCCCGGCACCCCUCAAAUUGAUGGGGUCUCAGUGAGCUUCCAGUUUCGAACAUGGAACAAGGAUGGUCUGCUUCUGUCCACAGAGCUGUCUGAGGGCUCGGGGACCCUGCUGCUAAGCCUGGAGGGAGGAACCCUGAGACUCGUGAUUCAGAAAGUGACAGAACGUGCGGCUGAAAUCCUCACAGGCGGCAACUUGCAUGAUGGUUUGUGGCAUUCAGUUAGCAUCACCGCCAGAAGGAACCGCAUCACUCUCACUCUGGAUAACGAGGCAGCAUUCCCAACUCAGGACACCAGCAGGGUGCAGAUUUAUUCUGGAAAUAGCUACUACUUUGGAGGGUGCCCCGACAAUCUCACCGAUUCCCAAUGUUUAAAUCCCAUUAAGGCUUUCCAAGGCUGCAUGAGGCUCAUCUUUAUUGAUAACCAGCCCAAGGACCUCAUUUCAGUUCAGCAAGGUUCUCUGGGGAAUUUUAGUGAUUUACACAUUGAUCUGUGUAGCAUCAAAGACAGGUGUUUGCCAAACUACUGUGAACAUGGAGGAAGCUGCUCCCAGUCCUGGACUACUUUCUACUGUAACUGCAGUGACACAGGUUACACUGGUGCCACCUGCCAUAACUCCAUCUAUGAGCAAUCCUGCGAGGUGUAUAGGCACCAAGGGAACACGGCUGGUUUCUUCUACAUCGACUCGGACGGCAGCGGGCCACUGGCACCUUUGCAAGUGUACUGCAAUAUCACAGAGGACAAGAUCUGGACCUCAGUGCAGCACAACAACACAGAGCUGACGCACGUGCGGGGCACGGACCCUGAAAAUCCCUACACCAUGACCUUGGACUAUGGUAGCAGCAUGGAGCAGCUGGAGGCUGUGAUUGAUGGCUCGGAGCACUGUGAGCAGGAGGUGGCCUACCACUGCAGGAAGUCCCGCCUGCUCAACACGCCAGAUGGAACACCGUUUACCUGGUGGAUUGGGCGGUCCAAUGAAAGACACCCUUACUGGGGAGGUGUUCCUCCUGGAGUUCAGCAGUGUGACUGUGGCCUGGACGAGAGUUGCCUAGACAUUCAACACUUUUGCAAUUGUGAUGCUGACAAGGAUGAAUGGACAAAUGAUACUGGCUUUCUUUCCUUCAAAGACCACUUGCCUGUCACUCAGAUAGUUAUCACUGAUACCAGCAGAUCAAACUCAGAAGCUGCUUGGAGAAUUGGUCCCUUACGUUGCUAUGGUGACCGACACUUCUGGAAUGCGGUCUCAUUUUAUACAGAAGCCUCUUACCUCCACUUUCCUACCUUCCACGCGGAAUUCAGCGCUGAUAUUUCCUUCUUUUUUAAAACCACGGCUUUAUCUGGAGUUUUUCUGGAAAAUCUUGGCAUUAAAGACUUCAUCCGACUUGAAAUAAGCUCUCCUUCUGAGAUCACUUUUGCCAUAGAUGUGGGCAAUGGCCCUGUGGAGCUUGUAGUCCAGUCUCCAUCUCUUCUGAAUGACAACCAAUGGCAUUACGUCCGGGCUGAGAGGAACCUGAAGGAGACCUCGCUCCAGGUGGACAGCCUCCCGAGGAUGACCAAGGAGACUUCGGAGGAGGGACAUUUCCGAUUGCAGCUGAAUAGCCAGUUGUUUGUAGGGGGAACAUCAUCAAGACAGAAGGGCUUCCUGGGUUGCAUACGUUCCUUACACUUGAAUGGGCAGAAACUUGACCUGGAAGAAAGGGCAAAGGUCACGUCUGGAGUCCGGCCAGGAUGCCCAGGCCAUUGCAGCAGUUACGGCAGUAUCUGCCACAACGGGGGCCAGUGUGUGGAGAAGCACAGUGGAUACUUCUGCGACUGCACCAAUUCACCAUAUGAAGGGCCCUUUUGCAAAAAAGAGGUUUCUGCUGUUUUUGAGUCUGGCACUUCGGUUACUUACAUGUUUCAAGAACCAUACCCAGUGACCAAGAAUAUAAGCCUGUCAUCCUCAGCGAUUUACGCAGAUGCAGCUCCAUCCAAGGAAAACAUUGCAUUUAGCUUUGUGACAGCCCAGGCACCCAGCCUCUUGCUCUAUAUCAAUUCUUCUUCUCAGGACUUCCUGGCUGUCCUGCUCUGCAAGAAUGGAAGCUUACAAGUUCGUUAUCAGCUGAGCAAGGUAGAAAUCCAUGUAUUCACCAUUGAUGUAGAGAACUUUGCCAACAGAAGGAUGCACCGCUUGAAGAUUAACCGAGAGGGAAGAGAGCUUACCAUUCAGAUGGAUCAGCAACUCCGACUCAGUUACAACUUCUCCCCAGAAGUCGAGUUCAGGGCGAUAAGGUCACUGACCUUGGGCAAAGUUACAGAGAAUCUUGGAUUGGAUACUGAAGUCGCUAAAGCAAAUGCCAUGGGUUUUAUCGGAUGCCUUUCUUCAGUCCAAUACAACCACAUAGCACCACUGAAGGCAGCCCUGCGCCAUGCCACCAUUGCACCUGUGACUAUCCAAGGGACCUUGACAGAAUCCAGCUGUGGCUCCAUUGUGAACUCAGAUGUGAAUGCAGUGACGACGGUGCAUUCUUCAUCAGAUCCCUUUGGGAAGACAGAUGAGAAGGAACCACUCACCAAUGCAGUUCGAAGUGACUCGGCCAUCAUUGGAGGAGUAAUAGCAGUGGUGAUAUUCAUCAUCUUCUCUAUCAUCGGCAUCAUGACCCGGUUCCUUUACCAGCAUAAACAGUCGCAUCGUACUAACCAAAUGAAGGAGAAGGAAUAUCCAGAAAAUUUGGACAGUUCUUUUAGAAAUGAUAUUGACUUGCAAAACACAGUGAGCGAGUGUAAACGGGAAUAUUUCAUCUGAAAAACUGCAGGGUCAUGUACUAUUCUUUUUUCUGCUGUUGUGAAAGUUUUCUCCUUCUCUUCUUUCUCUUGUCUUUUAAUUUUGGUCACUCUCUUUCUCUUAUUUGUUUGCCAAUUAUUUUUGGAACAUACGUGUAUCCACCACAGCAUAUAUCCCCUUGCCCCAGACCAGAAGACCAGGCAGCUAUGGCCACUGCCUUCCUCUUUGACAAACCUAUUGUGGUGAUAAUGAUCACUCAAGAGACUGACAAGGAAGAGACACAUGUGUGCGCAUGUGCACAUUCAAUUCUGUAUUUCCAGUUUCUAAGAUGCACUCUUCAGUUCUGCAGUUAUUUCGUCUUGCAGGCUGACUUUGAAACUGAGCUCUAUGACUUAGGCAUAUAACAGUCAUUCCUGACAUCCUUCCCCUUCUCAAGUCUAUUCCUACCAGGGAACUCAGGGUAGAGAAAGAAGAUGCUGGAGGCCUAGUUUGCUUUCGCACUUUAAAAGGAACAAGAGAGGUUUGUUUUGUGUGAGUUUUCCUUACCAUAACAAGUCCAUUGGCCUAACUCAUCGCCCUUUUUCACUGUGACUCUUGUCUCCUGAGUAUUUUCAAAUACAGGAUUCCUGAGAGCAGUGAGCUAUUACUUUGCUCCUUUCUUACCACUCUCUCCUGGGGCCAACACUUUAGAACAGCACACAAUAGCAUAAACCUAGAGGAAGCAUGGAAAAUAGAAGCCUGAAACUAGCAGGUAAAAAGAAAGCUGCUAGGAAGUAGAUGUUCUAUAACUUCAAAAAUGCCUCUUCCAAUUAUGUAAGAAAUGUUAGCUAGGUUAUUCCUGAGAUUAUUAUACUGAGGUCUAUAUAUAUAUAUAUAUAAAUAUAUAUAUGUGAGUUGCUGCAACAUAAAGAAAUUCAAAUAAAAGUUUAAAAUAGUACCUCGUUCCAUGAAAGAUCUUAAACUAUCUUAACUCAGCUUAAAAACAAAAAACAAAACUGCAUGAACGAAGAGAAAUACCAAACAGAAAUUUUCCCUUCCAUCCACUCACUAAAGAUCUGGUUCAGAAAGGGAAUGCAGGUUUCACAUUUCAAAACAGACAUAAUGAUCCACCUCUGUGUGCAUGCAUCGAGCCAUUUCUCUAAGAAGUUUAGGAUGCACUGACAUAUGAGGCAUUACGGUUAGCUCCAGCGAACCCUCACUACUUAAUUUCAGAGGAGCCCUUAGGUUCCAUAACAUAUCACAUUUUCACAUCUGCUAUAUGCUAUGUACCUAAAGACCCCCCUCCCAUACACACACACAUAUUUUUGUAGGCAUAAACUCCCAGACAAGAUGGUGACAAAUUUAACGGUCUUUGCCCUUUUUGAUAACAAAGCAUCAAAGAAACACAAUCGUUCCACCAAGAAGGCAUUUUGAGUUCAUCCACGAGGAGGUGGUAAGAAUCCUGAGGAUUUUGCUAUAGCAAUAUGACUCACUCUUUGCCUCUGGGCCAUCUUGGAGAAAAUGAUAAGGGAGAAACAAUGUAAAUGCUCCAGUAUUCUGGGAAUGCCAAUAUAAUGAUCCACAGAUGUGGAAAGUACUUACUGAUUCUCUUUACAGGACAGAUUCGAUUCGGAAAACAAUUACCACAUCGCUGUUCACCAGCCUUGACAGUUAGCAGACAUUCUGUCUUGUUCUUAGUGCGUCUAUCGCCUCUGAUUAGUUAACACUUUCCUCCAUGAUGAGGAUCACAAUGAAGAACUCAUUAGCUUCACCCUAUUUCAGGCUUUUCCUUCUCUGUCAGAGAACAGAGGGCAAGGAUUUAGUUUGUAGUCAUACUUCUCUACUUUAAGAUGUUAUUCUAAAUACACAUUCUCUCUUUAAAACUUUCUGUGGAUUCUUAGUUAAUCACUUCAUCAUUUCCAUUAUAUCAUUUUGUUAGUAAAUUUAUUUUAAAGUGAUUCUAACAAGAGCAUCUUUUUUCCUUCUUCUCGCUUUAAUAAGAUAAAUGAUCCAUUAAUAAGAGUAAAGAUCUUUAAAUGCUGUUUUCUCCUGUCCUGUUCGCCCCUAUUCCUAAUUUUCACUUUUGAAUUUUCUGUUUCCAUAAAAAGGCUUUAUAAAUCAGCCUUUUGCUUGGCUACGUAGUCCUUUGUCCCCUGAAAUAAAAGUCACCAUGAAGUCUAGUUGGUUUAGCCUGAAGCAUCUCCCAUAAUGAAAUGGAAAGGAAAAGGAAGAUGUGAGUAAUAAAGCUGGAGCUGCUCAUUUUUCAAGUCUCUGAGAAGCGAGGACUAUAUUUUGCUGACAGAGUGCUGAUGGAAAAAGUGGAGGACUAGCAAAGCCCAGCUUAAAGUAUUUGCUUUCCUCACCUACUUCUCUAUGCUCAUAGGUAGUUCUGUAGGGUGAAGAAGCUCCAUCCUUGCCGCAUCUGGACUAUAGAAUCUCCAGCAUACCUCCCCGCAUAUGUAGACUGUACAUACACACACACUACGUUUCAUAGACCUAAAGACAAAUGCCAAGACAGUGCAAUCUGCAUGUCAUUCCUGUAAGUAGAGUCUCAGGGCUAAGUCAGAAUUAUUUUUACAGGGUUGGAUUAUGUCGUAACCCCAGAGAAUAUGCUCACUUUCACUAGAUGUGUAUGAAAAGCAAGCAAUCUUCUCCCUCCAAAGGAAAACACAAUUUUCAAUUAGAAAUAAGUACAAACUGCUGGUCUUUCCUCAGUAGUACCGAAAUCCAACAGUUUUCAACUGUUCAAUUAUGUGAGUUUCAAUACUUGAACAAUUAUAAUCUAAAACAAAUAGUCUUUGAGAGCAUUCUAUUCCCUCUUUAAUCAUCGUUUUCUGCUUCAGUAGUCAGCUUUCCUGACUGCAUGCUCUGGCUAGCAGGAUCACCAUAAUCCUCCACUUUAACCCUCAGUUUUUGAUAACUGCUGUUUACAAAAGGACUUUAUGGAUUGUGGUCACUUUACAGUAAAACCAAAAAAACUGUACAAUUUCGAAUUCUAAGGGGGCUGUUUCAUUGAUAUCAUUUCCACCAAACAAUCUAUUUAUGCAGGCAACAGUAUAUUUACUUACCUUAAAAUAUAUUUAACACCUGCUGCAUUGUUCAUUGUCUGUAUAGGUUAGAUUGCUGUGGUUUCAAUGAGAAUUCUUCUAGAGCAUUUGACAUUUGUCACUUCUCUAGAUAUAUUUUUAUGGAUAGCUUAGCCUCUUCUAUUCACUCUCAACUGCAUACAGGAGAUUCAUUUUAAGGAUCCUAGGGCUGAUUUUUUAAAACAUAUUUUGUUCUCUUUACUAAUAACAGAGAUGGUACUAACCUGACCUCCACUUUUUGUCAGAUCUUUUCCUACCACAAAGUAACAGGAGCAGAUAUAUCUAUGCAGAUAUAUUUCUUUAGAGGGAGAUGAAUUGACUCUUUAGGGGGAGCAAGAGUAAAUGUUCUAAAGUACUUUUUAAGAAGCUGAAUUCUCUCCAUUAUUGCUUCAAUUCUGGUUGGGGGAUUCUGAAAAUCCUCCUUCUCAUCAGUCAGACCUAAGUGACGAUUUGGGGACUCUCUUUGGGGUAGGAAACAACAAUCUCCCCUUCUGCUCUUCUUCUUUUCUCAGUUAUUUUUUUGCCAUCUAUUGUUGACCAUCUGUUGUUUUCCAUCUAUUGUUAAAAUGCCAUGUCAUUUUUCUUCCAGACAUUCCUUAAGCUCUUUGUUGUAUUCCAGCUCCUCCUAAAACCGUCCUUUGUCCUGAUGAACAAUUUUGACUCUGUUUAGGAAGAUCUUUGAGAACUAGAUGAAGCAUAUUUUGAGUAAAUAAUUGACUAAAAGGUGUCAUCCACUGAAGUGAGGUCUCACCUGUGUGCUCUGGGUGAAUUUUUCCAAUCCUGAAAGUCACACAUGUCUGUUCUCUGCAGGAAGCUCAUUCAGUUAGCAGAGCCACUUUGGGAGGCCACAAGCAGAGCAUCUCCUCCAAGAUAUACAGGGAGAUAGGAAUCAGGCUGUUGAGUUCUUUCUUAUAAAAAGACUUGACAGUUGGUCCACCAACACCCUGGCUUCCUUGAAUUCCUCCAUAGCUACAAUUCCUCAAAACUACAUUCUAACACCUGCCUGCCAAGGAGAAUUUGAAACACAGUGUAUAACUCUGAUACUCAUUUUCCUUAACCUAAAGGCUUGGACAUACUUAGUCUUCAACUGUCCUGUAGGUCGCAAGUAGACCAAAUAAAUAAAAAAGCUUCCUUGUUUCUGCAAAUGCAAAAGUGGUUAAUGAAAGAAGGUACAGGCAAACUCAAAUCUUUCAGAAUACUUGGAGGAUAACUGAGUGCUAUUUCAUACCUCUCAUGCAGUUUAAAAUGCUUUCUUUAAAAGACACGUAGUGUAAUUGAAUUACUUCCAUAUACUGUCCCUGAGUCCUCCUUAACCUCUCCUCCCAGCCUCUCAAUCAUACUCCUGUUUGGUAAGCCAUCUAGUCUGCAAUUAUGGUUCUCCCCAGUUUUCAUCUCUACUUUCACAAAUUCCAAAUAGUGGAACCUCCUAAAGGAAAAAAAAAAAUGAAAAGAAUAAACACACACCUACACAAAUAAUUUGUAAAAAUAGGGCUGUUAUUCAAGCUUUCUUCAGGACAUUCUCCACACAUAUCUGUUUAUUAGGGAGGGACAUAUUUUCUUUUGAGUUGACAGAUAUUUGAAAACUUUAUAUAAGGUUUUACUACUUAACUCUUUUGCUAUUUUUGAUUUUUCUCUGAUUUUGCUCUGAGGUACUCUGAGGAAGAAUAGAAAAGCACAUUUUUUAGUGAAAUAUUGUACUUUGUCAGCUAGUUGUCUGUCUUUUAUAAUGUUACAGUCUACAAAGUGGCUGAGCAAACAUAAGCCAGGAUUAAGGCAAAAGUCAGUUUGUUGUUUGGACCAUACCUGCUGGGAACAUGUACAGGAGAAAGAGAGAAUGCCUAGCAGCAACUGGUGACUGUCCCAGGGGAGGAGGGUCAUUGCUUCCACCAGGAUCCAUGGCAGCAGCUCUUCCCACCUUCCUGGCUCCUCACUCAGGAGUCUCUGUAGUGCAUUUGGAUCACCAUCUUACACAUUAGGGAAAGAGGCAAUAUCAUGGUCUUUGCAUGAGGAAUUCUUUUUUCACCUUUGUAUGAUAUUUUUGUCCCUUUCCAAUUCUACUCAACCAUCUCUCAUCAGGAUUUUCCAAGAUGCUUUAAAGCUAUUGCCGCAAUUAUUUAACCUGCUCAGAUUGAGCACCCAGAUACAACUUUAAGGAAAAGCGACUAUCAGAAUGCUCUCUUGGUCCACUAUCAUGAAUUGGAACCCCCAUGGGUGCAAGUCCUGAGGUCCUGAAAUCAGUCUAGUGAUCUUUCUUUCUCCUUCAUUGUUCCUGCCAUCCACAGGCAUGCCAUAAUGGUGUGAAGGUGUGAUACUCUUCAUUCCUGACAGUGAGUACUGCCAGGGACCCAUCAUCUAACACUAUGUGGGGACACUGUUCUCUUCAAUGCUCCCAAGUGACACAGGGAAAACUUUACAAAAUAGCGGAACAAACUCAAGCGAGUAGUCCUAGGCCAUGACCAAAGGUGAAGCUGAUUGUUUUAGUGAUUAAAUUCUGGUCGUAUUUUUCUUAGCUUCAUAUUCUUCUAUACCUCAGAUGCCAGUAGCCUCAGAGGACAUGAACAAGGUGCAGGGUGUGCAACAGGAGCAUUGUGUAACACUGCAGACCCCUUGGAAGGCCUCCCCAUAUUUAAUAUUUAGGAGAUAAUAUUAAUGGGCAUCUGACUAGUCAUACCUUUCCAUUGUAAUCAACCCCAUCCCACUUUCACAUAAAUAUUAUUAGUCUCUUCUCUUUGAAUGGCAGCGUCAAUCUGUGUUACCUUGUCCUGCCUUAAAUACUCAUGCAAAAAAUACCAAACCUUGCUUAAAGCAGCAUAGAUAUAUCAUGAGAGGGACUUUGUCUUACUGAGGUCCAACACCAAGAAUUUUCUCCUUCUGAAUCUGGUAGUUGAUGAUAUCCUGAUAUCCUGUGCUGUCCUGGACUGUCACUCCCCUCAGUCAACUGGAAGAGGCAAAAAGAGAGCAGAGUUGUCAUUGGGAAUAGAAGUGCAGGCUGAGGGGGAACUAAAGGUCUGCCUCCAGGAUAGGACAAGUAAGGACUCAGCAAACCUUUUCUGAAGGCCAAGUAGUCGAUAUUUUAGGCUUUGCAGACCAAACAGUCUCUGUUGCAACCUCUAAUGUUGUAGCAGGAAGGCAGCCAUAUGUAGAUCGAUAGACUUGGCUGCGUUUCAUAAAACUUUAUUUUCAAAAACAGCGGGUCAUAUUUGGUCCAUAGGCUAUAGUUUGCUGAUCUCUAUGACAGAGCAUUACAACAAUGUCCAUUUCAGUUGGGAAAUCAGUCUCACUGGUGUGUAGUGGUCCUCUUUUUUUGAGGAACGAGAAAGAAUAGGGAAACUAUUAACAAUUAAACAAUAGAAUGCAAAAUAACCUCCCCCUCUCCCCAGAAAACACAUAUGUCAGACUCUUUAUAAUGGCAAAAGCACAAAACAGGUCACCUUUCUUUGUAGAUCUGCCAGAGUCUAGCUUUUUCUUUUGACCUUCUCACUUUUGUUCCCAAAACAGAAUCCCAAGUGAUGUUGCCUCGUUCCAAGUCAGUUUUGUAGACCAUGUAACAUGUCUUAAUACACUGUAUGGGCAAAAAUAAAAGUUAG
Equus quagga is the source of this 10602-nucleotide messenger RNA. RefSeq names its product contactin associated protein family member 5 (gene CNTNAP5). The transcript is spliced from 24 exons. The record is from RefSeq and is a predicted model, not a curated record. The coding region runs from base 48 to 3971 and encodes 1307 amino acids. NCBI's taxonomy places the organism in Eukaryota, Metazoa, Chordata, Mammalia, Perissodactyla, Equidae.